Salvia hispanica is the source of this 756-nucleotide messenger RNA. Lineage: Eukaryota; Viridiplantae; Streptophyta; Magnoliopsida; Lamiales; Lamiaceae. The record is from RefSeq and is a predicted model, not a curated record.
AUGCCAGGGAGAUUUCUGGGGUUAUUCUUGCUGUUAGGAGUUAGGACGCUUUGGUUCGAUUCAAAGCUUGAGGCGGCUCUGAGCUCACAUGAUGGGGGAGGGGCACAGGUUGUUCUCCUAGGUGCAGGUAUGGAUGUAAGAUCGCACCGCCUAAGCUGUUUGAAAGAAAGCAGCGUUUUUGAGGUUGAUUUUCCUGAGGUUCUGCACGCAAAAGCCACUAUUCUGGAGGCAGCAGCAACUUCAAGAGACAAGCAUCAUCAUCCAAUCGUUACAGCAAUGUCAUUGACUAGAGUAGCAGCUGACCUAACGGAAGAUGACUGGCUUGAAAAGCUCGAAACAUCAGGAUUUCAGCCAAGCAAGAGUACAGUCUGGAUCUUGGAGGGAAUCCUGUACUAUCUCUCGCAAACCAAUGCCAUGAAAGUACUUAAAAUCAUUGCAGAAAAAUGCAAUCUUACCAAGACUGUGCUGUUAGCCGACUUCAUGAAUAAACAGGCAACGGCAUUAUCCAGCUCCACCUUCCUUUUCUAUUGUGACUGGCCAGAUGAACUACUUCCAUCUCUAGGUUUUGCUGAUGUUACGCUCUCACAGAUUGGCGAUUCAGAUGCCCAUUUCGGAUUAUUGCAGGAUCCACUGAAUCUGUUCAACAAGCUACGCGGCUUGCCUAGAUCAAUUCAAACUCACCCAGAUGAUGGCACACCCUGCGGUCACUUGUAUUUGUUACAAGCUUCUGGUUCGCCCAAUCAAAUGAGCUCAUGA